Drosophila persimilis is the source of this 1438-nucleotide messenger RNA. Its product is annotated as homeobox protein Hmx. Gene Ontology annotation, biological process: regulation of DNA-templated transcription. The coding region runs from base 1 to 1407 and encodes 468 amino acids. The record is from RefSeq and is a predicted model, not a curated record. Gene Ontology annotation, molecular function: DNA-binding transcription factor activity, RNA polymerase II-specific; DNA binding. The transcript has 3 exons. Lineage: Eukaryota; Metazoa; Arthropoda; Insecta; Diptera; Drosophilidae.
AUGCUCUGUCCUCCAACCAUGCGUCCGGCCAGCCCCGCCGAAUCGGAGAUCUCCGUCGGAGGAGCUCCCAGCCCGCUGCCCACGCAGCUCCAGCACCAGCACCAGCCUCAUCCGCAUGCCCACCAGCUGCACCAUCCGCGUGCCAGCACCAUCGACUUGCUCCAGCAGCAGCAGUUCCUGAUGCAGCAUCAUGCGGCCGCCGCAGCCGCUGCUGCCGCCGGACUCACCCGCGGGGCCGUCGGCAGUCUGCCGGAGGACUACUUUCAGCCGCUGAAGCGCUUGCGCAUGUCCUCCUCCUCGUCGGAGCCGCGGGAACACACGCCCAGUCCACCAGCCCUGGCUCCGGCACCCACCGCCGCCGAGUCCCAGCCACAGACAACCACCAAGGCGGCCAUUGAGGGCGUCAAGAGCUUUUCCAUUGCCGACAUUUUGGGGCACUCGCAAAAACAGCGCUCGGACUCGGUGUCGCCACCGCCGGCUGCCACACUGCUGGCCCCACCCGCCAAUAGGGCGUCCGCUGGUCUGCUCCAGCCCCGCACCGAGCCCUUGGAGGCACAUCACGCGGCGGCCGCCAUGCUCCUGCCCGGAGGCCAGAUUGUCCGCCCCUGGGAUCACCUGCUUGGCCCCAUGCCCGUGCGCCCCUUCAUCCCCUCAGCCCUGCUCCACUACGAGCAGCGCCUGGCCCUGGACUACCACCGACAGCUGCAGGAGCACUUCAACGCCCAGGCCCAGCUGCUGCGCCACAUGGGCAUGGACAUCAUUCCCUCGGAGAGCGGCUCGGACCGCUCCAGCUCCGCGGCCAGCGAUUGCUGUUCUCCGGAGAUUUCCCGGGACUCGGCCGCUGCCGCCGCCGCCGCUGCUGCCCGCCACAGCCACAGCCCGCAGUCGUCAGCCCAGGCCAAGGCCAAUGGCACGCCCCUGGACGCUCUGUUCCAGAUGACCACCAAGGAUUUCGACGAAUCUCAAGACAAGUCCCAUUUGGACAUAUUCUCGAACAGGCCGCAGCCGAAGAAGAAACGCAAGUCCCGCACCGCCUUCACCAACCACCAGAUCUUCGAGCUGGAGAAGCGCUUCCUCUACCAGAAGUAUCUGUCGCCCGCCGACCGGGAUGAGAUCGCCGCCUCGCUGGGACUGUCCAAUGCCCAGGUGAUCACCUGGUUCCAGAACCGGCGCGCCAAGCAGAAGCGCGACAUCGAGGAGCUGAAAAAGGACUUUGACAGCGUAAAGGUCUUCUCCGCACACAAGUCCUUCCUGGAGAACGUCAACGAUCUGAGCAUCCUCAAGAAGAAGCCCAUGCAUGAGGCGGAUAUGGUUGGACUGGCGGCUGCUGCCGCCGCCGCGGGAAUGGUGACGGUUCAAGUGCCCGGAUCGGCUGCCUCGUCGCUGGGCGGUGCACCACCCAAAUGAAGGCGCGGCCUGGUGCGCAUAGAACCGCAUA